AUGAAUUCAACAUCAACACAGGUUUAUCUUAAUUCGUCAGUGUUGCAGCAAUUGAAUGCUACCAUUCAAGCUUACUUGACAGAUUUGGUAAGUACUGGUCAAACUUUCAAUUCUUCGCAAAUCGUCAGUGAGAAUGUUCGUUUCACUUCUGGAACUCUCGUUGUUGGUUUAAUCUCGAUUUAUUUCAUUUAUCAAUGGGUGUUCAGUAAGAGCAAACUGCCAUCUGCGGUCCAGUUCAAACUAUAUAUCCCUGAUGCAGCUCACAAACAUUGGAAGGGUAAGCGGAUGUUUCCUUGCUCUGUUUAUAACCCAGAGCAACCCCAUAUGAUCCAAUCUUAUUGUCCAGCGACAGGCCAAUUCCUAGGUUCAUUUAAGUCUAUGUCUGAUACUGAUAUCGAUGAAAUCGUUCUAUUGGCAGAAAGAGCACAAUUACAAUGGGCCAAGACUUCAUUAAAGGAAAGGCUGCAAGUUCUAUUAUCUUUGAAAAAUUUCAUCUUGGAGAAUCAAGAAGCCAUUGCUCGCGUCGCAUGUAGGGACUCAGGGAAAACCAUGUUAGAUGCUUCAAUGGGUGAGAUUCUGGUUACAUUAGAAAAGAUUCAGUGGAUUAUUGAACAUGGAGAAGAUGUUUUGAAGCCAAGCGCCCGCCCUGGACCCACUAACUUCUUCAUGAAAUGGUACAAAGGUGCAGAGGUCCGUUACGAGCCAUUGGGUGUUGUUGGGGCGAUUGUUUCUUGGAAUUAUCCUUUCCACAACUUAUUAGGGCCUAUAGUUGCUUCGAUAUUCACUGGUAAUGCCGUUGUUGUAAAAUGUUCUGAACAAGUCGUAUGGUCCAGUAAGUUUUUCACUCUUUUAGUACAGGAAGCAUUAAAAGCUUGUGGUCAUGACCCCAACCUCGUUCAAUUAUGUUAUUGUCUCCCACCAACAGGAAACGACGAUGCAGCAAAUUAUUUCACUUCACACCCUGUCUUCAAGCAUUUGACGUUCAUUGGUAGUAAACCUGUCGCACAUCACGUUUUGAAGGCUGCUGCAGAUUCUUUAACCCCAGUUGUUGUUGAAUUGGGUGGUAAAGAUGCUUUCAUUGUUUUGGAUUCCGUAAAGGACUUACAAGCUCUCUCUUCGAUUAUUAUGCGUGGUACUUUCCAAUCGGCUGGUCAAAAUUGUAUCGGUAUCGAGAGAGUUAUAGUUUCUGCCAAGAAUUAUGAUGCAUUAGUCUCUAUUCUCAACGAUAGAGUAGGGCAAUUGAGGUUGGGAUCUGAUAUUGAUAAUUUAGAAGAUGUCGAUAUGGGUGCAAUGAUUUCCGACAAUAGAUUUGGUCAAUUAGAAAAUCUAAUAUCUGAUGCGUUGUCAAAAGGUGCCAAGUUAUUGCAUGGGGGUUCUCGUUACAAUCAUCCAAACUAUCCUCAAGGUCACUUUUUCCAACCCACGCUUUUGGUGGAUGUUACUGAAGAUAUGCAGAUCUCGCACAAUGAAGUAUUCGGACCAAUUCUAACUGUUAUGAGAGCCAAAGACACCGACGACUGUAUCAGAUUGGCAAAUGCAGCACCUUUCGGUCUUGGAGGUUCUAUUUUCGGUGCUGAUUUCGGUGAAUGUAACAGAGUCGCAAACUCUUUAACGACUGGUAAUGUUGCCAUCAACGACUUCGCUACAUUUUAUGUUUGUCAAUUACCAUUCGGUGGGUUGAAUGGCUCUGGAUACGGUAAAUUCGGUGGUGAAGAAGGUCUACUGGGUCUAUGCAACGCAAAAAGUGUCUGCUUCGACACAUUACCUUUCAUCUCUACGCAAAUCCCAAAACCACUUGACUAUCCAAUUAAAAGCAACAGCAAGGCCUGGGAAUUUGUGAAGGCAUUUAUCACCGGCGCGUACGCUGUAUCUACUUGGCAACGGAUAAAAUCCUUAGUCUCUUUAGCAAAAAAUGCGAACUGA
Molecule: messenger RNA, 1923 nt
Organism: Kluyveromyces lactis
Lineage: Eukaryota; Fungi; Ascomycota; Saccharomycetes; Saccharomycetales; Saccharomycetaceae
Gene: MSC7
Product: meiotic recombination directing protein
Exons: 1
Coding region: 1-1923 (640 amino acids)
Molecular function (GO): aldehyde dehydrogenase (NAD+) activity
Source: RefSeq, a predicted model, not a curated record